Messenger RNA from Amoebophrya sp. A120, 1176 nucleotides. NCBI's taxonomy places the organism in Eukaryota, Dinophyceae, Syndiniales, Amoebophryaceae. The record is from the annotation of a GenBank genome assembly.
GCUCAAAAGCCUCACUAUCCCAACGAACCGCAGGGGCCCGCGUUCAAGUUCGGGCCCCGCGCGCCGGGGGCUCCAAAGAUCAAGGUUUCUGCGCGUUGAAGUUUCCCGGCGCCCGCCCAGUUGAGGCGCUGAAUCUUGGCCGCGGUCGCCGGCCGCAAGGCAAAAGCAUUUUAGAAGCGAAUAGAUCUCGUAGGUGCAGUUCCAUAAUGAGGGUCCUUCGAAAUAGUCGCGCGAUGAUCACUGAGAGGCCAGUAACCUUGGGGAGAUCCCGACUGCAUUUUUUUGGAGCGAUCUUGCGGCCAUGCCCAGAAAUGUUGUUCCGACUAUGUAAAAACGAGCACCGGCAGCACGGCCGAAUCAAAAUUAAUAAUUAGUUAGUUCGCAUUCAAUACUGCAGCGGCCUCAGAAAGAACAGCCUCAAAGUUAAACGUGACCCGCAUUGAGUAUAUCGAAUGUCUUUUCCGAGCCGAGCCCUGGCCUCCAAAGUAACAGCGCCCCGCGUCGCGGCGAUAUCAGCAGCGCGGACCCGCCCCGGAAGUGCCGCGGUGUGCGGGAUCUCGCCCAAGAAGAGCGUGGCAUCUAGUUCCGGUCGGCGAAGCACGACUUUUGUCAGUGUUUCGUCUUUUGUGGCUCCCGCUUCGACGAGCAAAAAACAACAACGAGCCAUGGGAAAUUUGUGGUCUUCGCCGGCCGCCACUGCGCAGGUGCGCCUGGAACACACCGGGGCUGCGCUAGAUGGAGGCAGCACCACGGGGCCAGCAAAAGAAAGUAUCGAUGUGCACGGUCCGCUUGGGCAGGGCAUGCGGCAGAAGCUCAUUGAGGAGUUGUCCCCUAUAUUCUACCUGGAAAUGGAGGAUGAAUCGCAUGAGCAUCGCGGGCACGCAGGCGUGCGAGACGCAACUACGGCCGAAACGCACUUCCGAGUCGUCGUAGUGAGCGACAAGUUUGAGGGUAUUUCGCGGGUUCAACGCCAACAGCGCGUGUACGGCAUACUGAAGGAAGAGUUUCAAACGCAAGGCCUUCAUGCGCUGUCACUCAAAUGCCUCACAACAUCAGAAUACGAAAAAUUAUAAUGCGACCAAGGUUCCUAUGUAUUACUUACUCCCUCCGCAACUAUGCCUUUUGCUUUUCUGAUGGAAAGGUGGCGGUUGAAGUGUGCAAAUCAAUGAAUCAAUU